Capronia epimyces CBS 606.96 is the source of this 330-nucleotide messenger RNA. RefSeq lists its product as uncharacterized. The coding region runs from base 1 to 330 and encodes 109 amino acids. The transcript has a single exon. The record is from RefSeq and is a predicted model, not a curated record. Lineage: Eukaryota; Fungi; Ascomycota; Eurotiomycetes; Chaetothyriales; Herpotrichiellaceae.
AUGGUGAUACCCAACAUCAGCAUUAGCAUCAAGAUCAAGGUCACUGUCAACAUCAGCAUUAGCAUCAAGAUCAAGGUCACUGUCAACAUCAGCAUUAGCAUCAGAUCAAGGUCAACAUCAACAUCAAAUAUCAGCAUUAGCAUCAAGAUCAAGGCCACUGUCCACAUCAACAUCAACAUCAAGAUCAAGGUCACAUCAACAUCAGCACUAGCAUCAGGAUCAAGGUCAACAUCAACAUCAAUGUCACUGGUGGUCAACAUCAACAUCAACAUCGAGAUGAAGGUCAAGGUUAACGUAAUCAAAAUCAAAAAGGAAUUGUACUAUACAUAA